Arvicanthis niloticus (Nile rat) is the source of this 2438-nucleotide messenger RNA. RefSeq names its product platelet activating factor receptor (gene Ptafr). Gene Ontology annotation, biological process: G protein-coupled receptor signaling pathway; chemotaxis. Gene Ontology annotation, molecular function: G protein-coupled purinergic nucleotide receptor activity; platelet activating factor receptor activity. NCBI's taxonomy places the organism in Eukaryota, Metazoa, Chordata, Mammalia, Rodentia, Muridae. Gene Ontology annotation, cellular component: membrane. The record is from RefSeq and is a predicted model, not a curated record.
CUUGGACCCAGAGAGACACGCAGAGCCUAUGAGCUCCUAUAGGCACAUACAGCGCUCCAUGACCAGGUGACCCUUCCUGCCCAGGGCAAUGGAGCAAAAUGGCUCCUCUCGUGUGGAUUCUGAGUUUCGAUACACCCUCUUUCCGAUUGUUUACAGUGUCAUCUUUAUACUGGGGGUGGUUGCCAAUGGCUAUGUGCUAUGGGUCUUUGCCAACUUGUACCCUUCUAAGAAACUAAAUGAGAUAAAGAUCUUCAUGGUGAAUCUCACCAUGGCGGACCUGCUCUUCUUGAUCACCCUCCCGCUGUGGAUUGUCUACUACUACAACGAGGGCAACUGGAUUCUUCCCAAAUUCCUGUGCAACCUGGCUGGCUGCCUCUUCUUCAUCAAUACCUACUGCAGUGUGGCCUUUCUGGGUGUCAUCACUUACAACCGCUACCAGGCAGUAGCCUAUCCCAUCAAGACUGCUCAGGCCACCACCCGCAAGCGUGGCAUCUCUUUGUCCCUGGUCAUUUGGAUAUCCAUCGUGGCUACUGCAUCCUACUUCUUGGCCACAGACUCCACCAACCAAGUGCCCAAUAAGGAUGGCUCAGGCAACAUCACCCGCUGCUUUGAGCAUUAUGAGCCAUACAGUGUGGCCAUCCUUGUUGUUCACGUCUUCAUCGCCUUCUGCUUCUUCCUCGUCUUCUUUCUUAUCUUGUACUGCAACCUGGUUAUCAUCCACACAUUGCUCACGCAGCCCCUGCGGCAGCAGCAGCAGCGCAAAGCGGAAGUGAAGCGCCGGGCGCUAUGGAUGGUCUGCACGGUCUUGGCGGUAUUUGUCAUCUGCUUUGUGCCCCAUCACAUGGUCCAGCUGCCCUGGACCCUAGCAGAGUUGGGCUACCAGACCAACUUCCAUCAGGCUAUUAAUGACGCCCAUCAAAUCACCCUCUGCCUCCUCAGCACCAACUGUGUCUUAGAUCCUGUUAUCUACUGCUUUCUUACCAAGAAGUUUCGAAAGCACCUCAGCGAAAAGUUUUACAACAUGCGCAGUAGCCGGAAGUGCUCCAGAGCCACUAGUGACACGUGCACCGAGGUGAUAGUGCCAGCCAACCAGACUCCUGUCGUGUCACGGAAAAAUUAAUCUCUGCUAUUUAAAGCCAGACUCAGAGCCUUCUCUUUUAUGGACCUCACAGACAGAGCUGAGAGGAAAGAGGUUUCUGCCUGUGGCCAACCCCUCCUUGGACCCUGGUGGACUCAAGUACGGCAGUUACUUCCUUGCAGAGAGCAGGUUGCUGGAAAAUACAGAACUUAAAUGUUCCUUUUCAUCCAUCUUUGGGUUGGCACUAGAGGUUUGUGGUUGAUGGACUCACCCAGAGCUUCAGAUUGUGACAUCCCAGCCGGGGCCAGACCUUGGGAAAGACGCUGAACAGCCCAGUUCAUCCAACUGGGGCAGCAACUUAAGGUUUGGGCAGUGACUUCUGGGGGCUACAGGAAGAGGGGAGAGGGGUUGUGGAGACUCUUCAUUGCGUGGAAGAUCUUUGGGGAAACAAUCACGUUUAGGAUGGUGCCCUCCUUUGUCCGUCUACAGGUACAUGGUCCUUGUGACCCUUCCUAGAGGAAGUGGUUUGGUAGUAUCUCCUGACUGACCCCAGAAACUAGGACGGGAGGGUGUUUCUUGAGGCAGCUGAGUUUGGCCCAGGGCUGAGUGAGUGCUGAGGGGAAUGGAAGAGAGGUGGCUACAUCAGGACACUGCACCCUUCACUUCAGGUAGACAGUGUCUUUUGAGGUGAUUUUUGGCAAGUGUCUUAGUCCCAGCUCACAUACUGUGCCCAGCCUCCCUGUCAGAAACAACUCAAGGAGGGAGAGAGUUAUUUUGGCUCACAGUUGAGAAGACUACAGUCCCUUGAGGCAAGGCAGGCACAGCAGGGCAGCUCAGACUCUGGUGGUGGGAACAGAGACGGAGGCUGUUUAUGUGGCAGUGAGCCAAGAACCAAGAUUGCACCUUAACCCGGGGAUGGGAUACAACCCACCCCCAGCCAACUACAGCCAGGUCCUACCUCCUAAAGGUUACACAGUCUCCCAGUAGAGGGAGCACGGCCCUGGGCCAGUGAGUUGGUAGUGCAAUGUGGAGCAGCUAACACUGCUGCAGAGUUUAUCCCAGAAGCCACAUGAUACAAAGAGAGAACAGACUUCUGAAAGUCAUUCUUGGACCUUUAUUUUCAUACUGUGGCGCACAUGUGCCCCGCCCCCCCAUAUACAUAUAAAUAAAUAAAGGUACAGGAUUAAUAGAAUAAAGCAAAACCAGAUAUGACCCCAUGGGAAUAUACACGAAACAGCAGCAGGUGUAUUUUGAAUAUUUCAUUUAAGUGCGAUCCCCUCUGGCCCUCUGAGGAGUAUCCAGAAGCCUCAGACUCAGAACUCUGAGGACCUUUUCCUGUUUUCCUGAAUGUUGUGCUUCU